Molecule: messenger RNA, 924 nt
Organism: Phalacrocorax carbo (great cormorant)
Lineage: Eukaryota; Metazoa; Chordata; Aves; Suliformes; Phalacrocoracidae
Source: RefSeq, a predicted model, not a curated record
GGCUCUCGGCUCCCCCCCCGCUCGGGGGGGCACCCCUCACCUCCGGCGCGGCGGUGCUGCAGCCCAUAAAGAGCGGCGGAGCGGAGGGUGGGUGCGCAGCUCUGUACCCGUGCGCCGGGGCCAUGCAGUGAGCGCUCGCCGGCAGGACUGCAGGCAGCCCCGGGACAGACCGCCCCGCCGCCAGCGCCAGCGCCAGUUCCAGCGAGGGAGACCCACCCCAGCUCAAGAUGCAGAGGUGCACUGGUCUCCUGUUUCUGUCUUUAAUCCUUUGUGCCACCCUGUCAGAAACAUUUGGACUGGUUUUCUCAGCAAAAGAAAAAAGGGGCUGGACUUUGAAUAGUGCUGGUUACCUGCUUGGGCCACGUCGUAUUGAUCAGCUUUUACUGAUAAAGGAAAUGUCCAUUGCAAGGGGGAGAGAAGAGGCACCAGGGGCAUAUGCAGUAGAUAACCACAGGUCUUUCAAUGACAAACAUGGUUUCACUGGUAAACGUGAAAUACAGCCUGAUGAGGAUAUUGAAGCAGGGAAUCUUGGAAGACCACUGGCUGAUGAAAACAUUCUGCGCACAGUAAUUGAAUUUUUGACUUAUUUGCAUCUUAAAGAGGUGGGAGCACUUGACAAACUACCUUCACCAGAGGAAACAAACCAGUCUUGAAGAAGAAUGCAUUUUUAUUUUGUUGUAGUGUAGAUUUAGAUUGAAUUCUAAACAAAAGAUCCAAAUGAGCUGAAGAUCAGAAGUAUUGUUUGCAUUAGUCUGAUAAAUGGUAAACAGCAUUCUGCCCUCUGUUGUUUUUUGUUUGUUUGUUUGUUUGAUGGGGUUUUUUUUGCCUUUUUUUUUUUCCUCUCCUGUGAUGUUAUGGUGUAAAAUUUUGCCUUGGUAAAAUUUUUCUGUAGGUAAAAGAUAAAAUAAAAAUAAAGAGCAACUA